CAGAACACAAUAAGGAAGAAAUAUCAAAGCCAUCGCCCCUUGAAAGCUGAUAGAGCGACAGAGAAAGUAGAGAGAGAAACGCAAAACCAUGAAAACCAAACACUGUGCGAGUCUCUGUGUGUGAGAGUGAAAGAAGGAAAAUAAAACAAAAAACCAAAAAAAAAAAAAAUCCCCAAAGCAAAAUCCAAAAAACGAAAACUCUUUCUUCAGUUUCUCACACUAGCUCUCUCUCUGUCUGUCUUUCUCUCUCUAAGCGCAGACACGAGGCGCACCCCAUUUGAUCGGAGCCUCAUUCUGUUAACUGUCCCAAAGCCGGUAUAAUUUCCACCGUUGCCGUCCGGUUCCGCGAUUUUGGGAUGGACCGGUACGGUUGGACUCAGGAGGGCUCGCAGUCCGAUCCGUCGCCGGAAUGGACGGCUUCUGGACCCGAAACUGAGCUUGAAGAGGGUGUUUGGCAGCUGGGAUUAGGGGAAGGGGAAUCCGGGUACCCGGAGAGACCAGACGAGGACGAUUGUAUCUAUUACUUGAGGACCGGUUUUUGCGGGUACGGGGCAAGGUGUCGGUUCAAUCACCCGCGUGAACGGGGCGCGGCAAUAGCACCUGCAAGAGCUGGUGCUGGGGAGUUUCCUGAGCGACUGGGCCAGCCUGUAUGUCAGUAUUAUAUGCGGACAGGUGCAUGCAAAUUCGGCACUUCCUGCAAGUACCACCACCCUAAACAGGGAGGUGGUUCUGUUAUCCCUGUGUCACUAAAUUAUUAUGGAUACCCAUUACGACCAGGUGAAAAAGAGUGUACAUACUAUAUUAAAACAGGGCAGUGUAAAUUUGGUGCAACAUGUAAAUUCCAUCACCCACAGCCAGCCAGCCUACAAAUGGCAACACAAUCAUUGGCUCCACAAGUUGCACCUGUGCCUGCUCCCGUAGCAGGUCCUGCAUUAUAUCACCAAAUGCAGUCUCCAUCCAUUCCUUCUACUCAACAGUAUGGAUUAGUAGUUGCAAGGCCUCCCCUUAUGCCAGGAUCUUAUGUGCAAGGACCUUAUGGUCCAAUGCUGCUUUCCCCAGGUGUAGUUUCCUAUCCGAGUUGGAGUCCCUACGCGGCACAUGUAAGUCCAGUUGCAUCUCCUAACACACAGCAGGGAGUUGGAUCAGGCUCUGUAUAUGGGAUAACCCAGCUAUCCCCUUCAGCACCUGCCUAUACCGGAGCCUAUCAACCCAUGCCUACUUCAAUUGGUCCAUCCAGCAGCAGCCAGAAGGAACAGUCAUUUCCGGAAAGACCUGGCCAACCAGAAUGCCAGUAUUACAUGAAAACUGGCGAUUGUAAAUUUGGAUCAUCAUGUAGAUAUCAUCAUCCACCAGAAUUUAUUGCACCAAGAACAACUGUUGUUCUUAACCCCAUUGGUCUUCCUAUGCGUCCGGGUGCACCGACUUGUACUCACUAUACGCAACGGGGACAGUGCAAGUUUGGACCUGCAUGCAAAUUUGAUCAUCCAAUGGGAACGUUAAGUUACAGUCCAUCUGCAUCUUCUCUUGCUGAUAUGCCUGUUUCACCGUACCCCGUGGGCUCUUCAAUUGGUACUCUAGCCCCAUCAUCAUCAUCUUCAGAAUUGCGGCCUGAUCUUAUUUCAGGGUCAAGCAAGGAAUCCAGUUCUACUAGGAUGUCUUCCUCAUCAAGCACAUCGAGCGGAUUGGUGGGUUCAACAUUUUCAAAGAGUGGUUCUGUUCCUCAUUCUGAUGCGCAGCAGUCUAGCCAGAGGUCCGGCCCUUCAACUGGGAGCAGCAGCACCGAGGCCUGCACCUCAAUCUAAGCGAAAUAUCAAACUUUUUUUUUUAUCAAAUUCAUGAAAACAUAUAUAUUUUUUGCCUCUCCUUUUUUUUGUUCUAUCCAUCAAAUAGGAAGAUUCAUUUCUUGGCCACAUGGUUCCAUGAUUCAGGUAUAGAACACGUUAGGUCUUGUAAUUGUGUUAAUAUAGUCUCAUGGCCAUCCCUUUUGCCUUGAAUAAGUUAUGGCCUUUCCUCAAAUUGUUCAUCAAAGCCCCAAAUAGCCUUCUUCCUUUCUUUUGAAUAACCACCAAGGUCUGCAGUUCCCUUGGGUAUGUUCUCUGGUUUUUGGAGUUUGUUGUGUUUAUUUAUGCUGCAAUCCUUUUCAAAAAUGAAAUUGAUCAGUCCUGUAGCAUUCUUCUUUUUACAUCAGCCGUGUCCUCAUCUCCAUCGUGUUACAAUUUGCUUUAUAACUGGGAACAGGCUUCCAAUUUGUCUAGAAAGGAAUUUGAAGGUUCCUUGUUCCCCCUCUUUUUAGUGGGGGUUAUUGUGAAAAAGAGAAGUAAUUACAGAAGACCCAAAGGAAAAUCCAAAUGCUACUUUACAUGCGAGUAGGUACAUAGUUAUGUUGUGACAAUUGAAAUUCUCGACACUGUUAUUGAUAAAUUUAUUAUGAAAUACGAAUAUAUGAAGAACCACUCUUUGACUCUGUAAUAAUCAUCCUUUUCUUUCA
This is a messenger RNA of Manihot esculenta (cassava), 2488 nucleotides long. RefSeq names its product zinc finger CCCH domain-containing protein 34. Lineage: Eukaryota; Viridiplantae; Streptophyta; Magnoliopsida; Malpighiales; Euphorbiaceae. The transcript is spliced from 7 exons. Gene Ontology annotation, molecular function: metal ion binding; mRNA binding. Bases 357 to 1802 code for a protein of 481 amino acids. The record is from RefSeq and is a predicted model, not a curated record.